Messenger RNA from Cydia fagiglandana, 965 nucleotides. RefSeq lists its product as uncharacterized. NCBI's taxonomy places the organism in Eukaryota, Metazoa, Arthropoda, Insecta, Lepidoptera, Tortricidae. The coding region runs from base 139 to 945 and encodes 268 amino acids. The record is from RefSeq and is a predicted model, not a curated record. The transcript has a single exon.
GUGGCUUAUGACAAGCUAUGGCAUAAGUUACGAGACCAUACCAGCGUACCUCGGGAGGUCACGGCUUUAUUUAGGUAUUGGUAUGGCCACCAGUCGAAUACUGUAAAAUGGGCCGGCGUGCACUCUGACGUGUAUAGGAUGAGCUGCGGGGUGAGGCAAGGGGGGUUGAGCUCACCUAAGCUGUUCAAUCUAUACAUGAACGAGUUAAUCGGGGAGCUCAGCAGUACCUAUGUCGGAUGUCACGUGGAUGGGGUGUGUGUUAAUAACCUCAGCUACGCGGAUGAUAUGGUGCUGUUGAGCCCCUCGGUUGGUGCACUACAGAGAUUGGUGAAGAUAUGUGAAACUUAUGCAGUUACCCAUGGGUUAAGGUACAAUACUUCGAAAAGCGAGGUAAUGCAAUUUAAAGCUGGGCCAAAAUCAUACAAAAUGACACCUGUUACCCUUUGUGGUACCGCUUUAAAAGUUGUACAGAAGUUCAAGUACCUUGGCCACUGGGUAACAGAAAACAUGACAGAUGAUGAUGACAUAGAGAGGGAGCGAAGGGCGUUGUGUGUUCGUAGUAACAUGCUGGCCCGCAGAUUUGCUCGUUGUAGUAAUGAAGUGAAGCUAACGCUCUUUAAAGCAUACUGCCAAACAUUCUACACUUGCAAUCUGUGGGUCAGCUUUACGCAGCGGGCAUACAGCGCCCUUCGCGUACAAUACAAUAACGCGUUUAGAGUGCUGUUUGGGCUGCCGCGUUACUGUAGCACGUCAACUAUGUUUGCCGAGGCGCACACCGAUAGUUUCGACGCAAUAAUUAGAAAACGGUGUGCGUCAUUAGUCGACCGUCUUCGCCACAGCCCAAACAGUAUUCUAAACGUGCUGGCGCAGCGCUGGGACUCGCCUAUGUUCGCGCGCUGGGUGCGGCUGCACGCGCCGCCGGUCGCCGCACCACGCCGCUUUUAGUUGUAAAUAAGUAAUUAUUU